Molecule: messenger RNA, 6388 nt
Organism: Egretta garzetta (little egret)
Lineage: Eukaryota; Metazoa; Chordata; Aves; Pelecaniformes; Ardeidae
Gene: POLR2B
Product: RNA polymerase II subunit B
Exons: 28
Coding region: 27-3530 (1167 amino acids)
Biological process (GO): DNA-templated transcription
Cellular component (GO): RNA polymerase II, core complex
Molecular function (GO): ribonucleoside binding; DNA-directed RNA polymerase activity; DNA binding
Source: RefSeq, a predicted model, not a curated record
CGAAACGUUGUGCUUCCCCGGCAGAUAUGCAGUAUGAUGAAGACGAUGAUGAAAUCACCCCCGACUUGUGGCAAGAAGCCUGCUGGAUUGUUAUUAGCUCCUAUUUUGAUGAAAAGGGUUUAGUCAGGCAACAGUUGGAUUCUUUUGAUGAGUUUAUUCAGAUGUCUGUGCAGAGAAUUGUUGAAGAUGCUCCACCAAUUGAUUUACAAGCUGAAGCCCAGCAUGCCACAGGAGAAGUGGAAGAGCCGCCCCGGUAUCUGCUGAAAUUUGAACAAAUCUAUCUCUCGAAACCUACACAUUGGGAAAGAGAUGGAGCACCCUCGCCUAUGAUGCCCAAUGAAGCCAGACUGAGAAACCUGACGUAUUCAGCCCCCUUGUAUGUGGAUAUAACUAAAACAGUUAUUAAAGAAGGGGAGGAUCAGUUACAGACACAGCAUCAAAAAACUUUUAUAGGAAAAAUUCCUAUUAUGUUACGUUCAACAUACUGUUUGUUGAAUGGCUUAACUGACCGUGAUCUUUGUGAACUGAAUGAAUGCCCGCUUGAUCCUGGUGGCUACUUUAUCAUUAAUGGAUCAGAAAAGGUUCUGAUUGCUCAAGAGAAAAUGGCUACAAACACAGUAUAUGUGUUUGCAAAGAAGGAUUCAAAAUAUGCCUACACAGGAGAGUGUAGAUCUUGCCUGGAAAAUUCCUCUCGACCAACAAGUACUAUAUGGGUUAGCAUGCUGGCCAGAGGUGGGCAGGGUGCGAAGAAGAGUGCUAUUGGUCAGCGCAUUGUAGCAACUUUGCCAUAUAUCAAACAAGAAGUCCCCAUCAUAAUUGUCUUUCGUGCGCUAGGCUUUGUGUCUGACAGGGACAUUUUAGAACACAUCAUAUAUGAUUUUGAAGAUCCAGAAAUGAUGGAAAUGGUCAAACCUUCUCUGGAUGAAGCGUUUGUCAUUCAGGAGCAAAAUGUUGCUCUAAACUUCAUUGGAUCAAGAGGUGCAAAGCCGGGUGUCACCAAAGAAAAGAGAAUCAAGUAUGCUAAAGAAGUCUUGCAGAAAGAAAUGCUCCCACAUGUUGGUGUCAGUGACUUCUGUGAAACCAAAAAGGCCUAUUUUCUAGGGUAUAUGGUUCAUAGAUUGUUGCUGGCAGCCCUGGGAAGAAGAGAGCUUGAUGACAGAGAUCAUUAUGGCAACAAAAGACUGGAUCUUGCUGGGCCACUGUUAGCUUUCCUGUUCAGAGGAAUGUUUAAGAACUUGCUGAAGGAAGUGAGAAUAUAUGCACAAAAGUUUAUUGACAGAGGGAAGGAUUUCAACCUGGAACUGGCAAUUAAAACAAGAAUUAUUUCAGAUGGUUUGAAGUAUUCAUUGGCAACUGGAAACUGGGGUGACCAGAAGAAAGCUCAUCAGGCCAGAGCAGGAGUAUCUCAGGUGUUAAACCGCCUGACUUUUGCAUCUACACUUUCCCAUCUGAGACGCCUGAAUUCUCCAAUUGGUAGAGAUGGUAAACUGGCAAAGCCCAGACAGCUGCACAAUACACUGUGGGGAAUGGUUUGCCCUGCGGAGACUCCAGAGGGUCAUGCAGUAGGACUUGUGAAGAACUUAGCCCUGAUGGCUUACAUUUCUGUGGGGUCCCAGCCAUCCCCAAUUUUGGAAUUCUUGGAAGAGUGGAGCAUGGAAAACCUGGAAGAAAUCUCUCCAGCAGCAAUAGCUGAUGCUACCAAGAUCUUUGUCAAUGGCUGCUGGGUAGGAAUACACAAAGAUCCAGAGCAGCUCAUGAAUACCCUAAGGAAGCUCCGUCGUCAGAUGGACAUCAUUGUAUCAGAGGUCUCGAUGAUUAGGGAUAUUCGUGAGCGAGAAAUCCGCAUCUAUACUGAUGCAGGCAGAAUUUGUCGACCCCUUUUAAUUGUGGAAAAACAGAAGUUGCUGUUGAAGAAAAGGCAUAUUGACCAACUGAAGGAACGAGAGUAUAACAAUUACAGUUGGCAGGAUCUCGUGGCCAGUGGUGUAGUAGAGUACAUUGACACACUGGAAGAAGAGACUGUGAUGCUGGCAAUGACUCCAGACGAUUUGCAAGAGAAAGGCGUGGCGUAUUGUUCAACAUACACGCACUGUGAGAUUCACCCAUCUAUGAUCCUGGGAGUAUGUGCGUCUAUUAUCCCUUUCCCUGAUCACAACCAGUCUCCCAGGAACACCUACCAGUCUGCUAUGGGUAAGCAGGCUAUGGGAGUUUACAUUACAAACUUUCAUGUUCGUAUGGAUACGCUGGCACAUGUGUUGUAUUAUCCUCAGAAGCCCCUCGUAACAACACGCUCCAUGGAGUACUUGCGAUUUAGAGAGUUACCAGCAGGUAUCAACUCGAUUGUAGCCAUUGCAUCAUACACAGGCUAUAACCAGGAAGACUCUGUCAUCAUGAACCGUUCUGCUGUUGACAGAGGCUUUUUCAGAUCUGUGUUCUAUCGCUCGUACAAAGAGCAAGAGUCUAAAAAAGGGUAUGACCAAGAGGAAGUUUUUGAAAAGCCUACACGUGAAACUUGCCAAGGUAUGAGACAUGCAAUCUAUGACAAACUUGAUGAUGAUGGUUUGAUAGCACCUGGGGUACGUGUGUCUGGGGAUGAUGUCAUCAUUGGCAAAACAGUAACGCUGCCAGAAAAUGAAGACGAACUGGAAAGCACUAACAGACGUUUCACAAAGAGAGACUGUAGCACUUUUCUGCGAACUAGUGAGACUGGUAUUGUAGAUCAGGUCAUGGUAACCCUUAAUCAGGAAGGAUACAAGUUCUGCAAGAUUAGGGUACGCUCUGUAAGAAUCCCACAAAUUGGAGAUAAAUUUGCCAGCAGACAUGGUCAGAAAGGAACCUGUGGUAUCCAGUACAGGCAAGAGGAUAUGCCCUUUACCUGUGAAGGCAUCACACCUGAUAUAAUUAUCAACCCCCAUGCUAUCCCUUCCCGCAUGACCAUUGGUCACUUGAUUGAGUGUCUUCAGGGGAAGGUGUCCGCAAACAAGGGAGAAAUUGGUGAUGCUACACCGUUUAAUGAUGCUGUCAAUGUGCAGAAGAUUUCCAAUCUUUUAUCAGAUUAUGGCUAUCAUCUAAGAGGAAAUGAGGUCCUCUACAAUGGCUUCACUGGUCGAAAAAUCACAUCACAGAUCUUCAUUGGUCCUACGUAUUACCAGCGGUUGAAGCACAUGGUAGAUGACAAAAUCCAUUCUCGUGCAAGAGGGCCAAUCCAGAUACUUAACAGACAGCCCAUGGAAGGUAGAUCUCGUGAUGGUGGCCUUCGUUUCGGAGAAAUGGAACGAGACUGCCAGAUUGCUCACGGAGCAGCCCAGUUCUUGAGAGAAAGAUUGUUUGAAGCUUCAGACCCAUAUCAGGUCCAUGUCUGUAACCUCUGUGGAAUCAUGGCGAUUGCAAACACAAGGACUCACACCUAUGAAUGCAGGGGAUGCCGUAAUAAAACUCAGAUAUCUUUGGUUCGGAUGCCCUAUGCCUGCAAACUCCUCUUCCAAGAACUGAUGUCUAUGAGUAUUGCACCUCGUAUGAUGAGUGUUUAGCCUUUAAAAGGAAGCUGUUGCCUCUCCUUUGGCAUUUGAUGCAUGACACUCAUAUUCUCCAGCAUCCUCCUUGCUCAGAGGAGAGAUCUAGAGGAAGAAACACACACACCCCCCAUCCCCCAGCUGGCUCGGAUUGCAGUGGCUCUCUCCAGUAAGGCUUGGGACAAGCACCCACUCCUGUGGAUCAGCCUAGCGUUCUCCCUCCCUGCCAGAUGUCCUUAGGAGGGGUCACGAUGGAGGGUCCUGCACAAAAAAGGGAGAAAUGCUUUUAAGCACCAGAUGACUGCAAGUCUAUCUCCUUGCUGGCCGUUUAAGUGGGGCCAGUCACUUCUGACGGGUUUUGAGGCUAAGGUGAAGGCAGCCCCUGCUUGGAGCAAAGCUUGCUGGACUGAUCCCACAUCACAGCACUUCCCUCUCCAAAGCUACACAUGCACCCGAUCUUAAGCUGUUCAGGCUGAUGGGCACUUGCCCCAAAUGGAAACUCAGGUGUUGAGCAGUUCAGGUGAUCAGCCCAUCUUCCUACAAGACUGAGGUCAGAGCCUGACCUUGAAGAGACCAAGGAGUUACAGAAGGAAGCUCCAAGACAUCCAGACCAAAGAAGAUGCUGGAUGCUAAGCCUGUUGAGAGGCUCCCACUCAAGACCUCAGCAGCCCAGUGACCCUGGAAAGGCUGCAAACGUGACCGCAGCUUUGCCCCAAGUCCUGGAGACUUGAUAUGGAGUCGGCGUGAGGCAGGUCCCCGGGCCACCUUCUGUUUGCCCCAGAUCUCCCUCCUGCUUCCCACCCCACCAGGAUCAGCAUGGAGCAGACUGGUACAGCUGGAAAUCCCACCCCUGCUGUUUUACCACGGUUUGGGAAAGCUGCCUUCAGAGACCUUGUGCAUGACCUUUAUAUGGCUACUUAUCGGUCCUCUGGAGCUACAUAGAGCUGGGAGGGAGAACAGGGUGGCACGGCAAAGAACAAAACCCCGAGCCCUCCCUCCCUCACCUGGCAUGCAGGAUGGGUCUGCCCUGGCCCUGGCAUCGUGCCAGAGAAAAGCCUGCACCUCUGCAAGCCUCUUGCCGAGCUCAGUGCUCUGCUGCAUCCAGCAGCAUCCUCAACGCAAUCCCAAUCUCAAAGCUGGGGUAAUGGGGAGGCCAAUGCGGCUGAGGCUGCUCUGAAGCUCAGCUGCAAGCUUAUAACCACGCUUGCCCCGGAAACCACCAAAUGGGGAAAGGGCAAGCCCUCGGAGCGGAGAGGACACUGCCCGUGCUAGCGGACUGCCACAAGCCAACCCCUCUCCUGCCUUUUUCCCCCAUCCUGCCCUCUUUUCCCACCUCCCUUUCCUUUUGCCAGUCUCUAAAGUAUGCUGUCCCUGGGAUCAAACAGGCAGUAGCUUUCUGUGAACACGCUUGCUGCUUCCCAGCCGUAUCCGGAUGCGUAUUUGGGUUUUUUUGUCCCAGACCUCCCGGACAAGCUCUAUCAAGAAACUUCUCCCAGCCAUCACCUCCCCUCUUCUCUUCGGGUGACCUUGGCUCAGUUUUACUAGGAAAACUGUCAUUAUGGCACAAGGAGGACCAUGAGCUAAAGCCUGGAAAGAAUGUGAAAAGCUUGCAGUGGGAAACACAGAAACAAGGCAUGGCAGCGCUUAUGCAUGGCAAAGCAAGUAGGGCUUUCAAAAGUCCGCCCUGAUUAGACUUGCUACGUGGUAAUCUCCUAUUUAGUAUGAACCUCAAUCAACCUCAGCCCAACAAAAGAUUAAACACAUUUUUUUUCUAAACACAGCAUGCCUUUCCAGCAACAGGAAAAACAAACGUGGGGAGGAAUUUGCUGAUCUGUUAGCAUUCCUUCCUAGUGAUUUUGGAUAUGCUAUGAAGAUUGAGAAUGAAGACACAGGUGAAACGUGGGAUCCUCUUGGGCAGUGGAGGUGUUUGCAUAGUCCCCAGCAUACGGGUGCUCUCCAAGACUCCGAGCUGCCGAGUAAUAUAUUAAACAGUUUCCCUAACAAGGUUUUAGUGCAGUAACCAUAAAAACUCAAGCUCCAAUGAACCAAAACCUUUUCAAAUAACUAAAAGCCUUUUAAGGAGGAAUUUAUGGCCUAACCUACAACAGUGGAAAAACCCCAAGUUACAGAUGAAUUUUAAAAAUACAAGCAUAAAGCUUCAGCCCUAGAAACUCUUGUCUCAAAAUCCCAAUGCACCACAUGCUGGAAAAGCAAGCACCACGCUGAAUCACAUCGCACCCCCUCACCACGCUCCACCUGAAAAGACCUCGCGGUACAAAACAAGAGGUGUAACCCCACCACGCGCCCGGGCAGCUCUGCUCUGCCACCGGCUCUUCUGAAUGCAGCACAAAAAUGCGGGCAAGAUCCGCCUGCACGUGCAACGCUCUCCUUUGCGGUGGGAGAAAGUGGGUAGCAAGGCCACUGCUGCAAGACCUCCACCCCUAGCUGAUGCAGAAACCCAAACCCGCUUCCCAGGAGAGUUCGGGAAUUUGGUUCAUUUCCAACCACAGAUGACUUAGCAAAACUAAAUCUCUCUUUCCCCAGCAAAGAAGAAAGCCCUCAUAAAAUGUGGAUAUUCUUUUAAGUCACUUAAAAUCUGGGAAAGAAGGAACGGGAGGAAAGAACUAAAGCAAUCUAAGCCAUGUGUUAACUACAAAGCACAAAUCCGGAGGAGUUUCUUGCAAAACUUGAUCAGAUAUGAACUAUGCUCUCUGGUGUCUAACAGAGUUGGGAGCUUUUGAAUUUAAGGCAGCUGUAUCAGGAGAAGGUGAGCCAAUGUCAGUGAUAAGAGCGGUCUGCCAUCUCCCAGAAGGUUUUCCCCCAAACCCCUGUUUCUGCUCUACUCUGGCAGUGGAUUAAAAAAACCCAAAAAAACC